CGGAACUCUGCUCCUCUUCGCAGAGCACUAGACGACGAGAAGGAGAAGGGCAGGCAGGCUGGCGGCGGCGCGCUGGAAGAGGAACAGACAGCGGCGGCGCCGGAAGCGGACGCCGGCCGCGCACCGCACUCCACCUGGGAAGGCGCCGCCGAUGUCGUCCGGCGUCCCGGCGCCGGAGGGGCGACCUGAAGCCGCCGCCGUCGACGGCGUCCUGCCCAGCGAACUGCUGAUCGAGAUCCUGCUGCUUCUCCCGCCCAGGGAUGUCUGCCGCGUCCGCGCCGUCUGCCCCUCCUGGCGGUCCCUCACCUACGACCCGCUCUUCGUCGCGGCCUACGCCGCCGGCCACCCGGGCCCGCUCCUCGCCGUGCACAACGGCGGCGGCUUCUUAGAUCUCGUGGACCUAUCCGGGGAUGUCGUCAAACAGCUUUGCACCACCAUGGAGGGCUAUUACGAUCCCAGGGUGCUCUGCACGCGCUUCGAGUAUAUCUUAAUCCAGGGUCAAGACUCAAGACCACAUUAUCAGUGUGCUCGACCCUGUCUCUGGGUCUGUCUCCACCUUACCUGUUGGCAUUGCGGAGGGUCUUGAAUGUCCUGGCCCGGGGUACCCUUCCUGGCUUGCAUUUGGGCAGGUAGCUUCCACAGGAGAGUACAAGCUCGUUCGCAUUGUGCGAGAUGAAAGACAUGGCGAUGAUCUUCAAUUGUGCGUGGUUUUCACAUUUGGAGAAGGGAUUGGACACUGGGGGAGGAAUGGUAAUCCACCAGGUGGAAUUGGACAGUGGAGGGAGGUAGAUAGUCCACCAGCACAUCUCAGUCCAAGUCGCACCAAUGGGGUGGUUGUUAAAGGAAGUGCCUACUUCUUCUUUGAUCGAUGGUUGUUUCAACUUUACAUCGACGGCUACAACAUCGAGCCUGGCUGUAUACCUUCCUUCAACCUGGAGACGGAGCAGUGGAGUGUGGCUGUCCAAGAGCCGAUAAGCCAAAUUAUUGAGAAAUCCAAUGGCUUGCUUGAUUACAGAGACAUUGUUCACCAGAUAAUGUUAGGUGAACAUAAAGAUUUCUUGGUUACAGUUCACGACAAUAAGAAGACCUCCACCAUAGACUUGUGGUUUUUGAUGGACGUUGAAAAUUCUUUAUGGUCCAGACAGCACAUCAUACAAAUUGGCAAUAUUCCAGGUAGUAUGCUAGGUGUUCAGCCUGUAUUGGUGUUAGAUGAGGGACGGAUAAUCCUAUUGGUCCGGACACAGUCAAAAGAUUGGUUGCGGAUUUACAGUCCAGGAAUCAACAGUACAAUGCCACACUUCUAUAAGUGAUGACAAGUUCUUCAUAUGCUGGAGUUGGAAUAUAUACAGGAAGUCUGUUGUGUUGAUAGUGUGGCUACAAAGGUGACAUACUAUUUCAAGUCAUGGAACUUAUUGGGGGCAUUUAUGUAGUUACUUGAUCCAUAAAUGUUCAUCUAUUGCUUUUUUCAAUAAUGGGAAUAGGCGAUGCAGUAAUACAUGUUCUGCUGAACGGACAAAUUAUUCCCUUUUUUAUGAUUAUGUGCCUUCUACUCUCCUGUGUGUAAUAACCUCACCAGAAUAACACGAUUUAAAUUUUGAUCGG
Panicum virgatum (switchgrass) is the source of this 1602-nucleotide messenger RNA. RefSeq lists its product as uncharacterized. The transcript is spliced from 2 exons. Lineage: Eukaryota; Viridiplantae; Streptophyta; Magnoliopsida; Poales; Poaceae. The record is from RefSeq and is a predicted model, not a curated record. Gene Ontology annotation, molecular function: protein binding. Bases 152 to 586 code for a protein of 144 amino acids.